Rhinolophus ferrumequinum (greater horseshoe bat) is the source of this 3935-nucleotide messenger RNA. It is a transcript of the gene SLC6A2, whose product is annotated as solute carrier family 6 member 2. The transcript has 15 exons. Gene Ontology annotation, cellular component: plasma membrane; presynaptic membrane; neuronal cell body membrane. Bases 323 to 2176 code for a protein of 617 amino acids. Gene Ontology annotation, biological process: sodium ion transmembrane transport; dopamine uptake involved in synaptic transmission. The record is from RefSeq and is a predicted model, not a curated record. Gene Ontology annotation, molecular function: norepinephrine:sodium symporter activity; dopamine:sodium symporter activity; neurotransmitter:sodium symporter activity. NCBI's taxonomy places the organism in Eukaryota, Metazoa, Chordata, Mammalia, Chiroptera, Rhinolophidae.
CCAGACGGAGCGGGCCCGGCGCUGGGUUAAUGCAAUCGGCGCGUUACCUGGGGCGCAGGCUACAUUACCAGCCCGGCCCCCGACCGGCGCGGCCAGAACCAGCCAGCCCGCACCCCGCCGGCCGCCCCACGCCUCCAGCGCUCUUUGGGCCGCGCCCGAGCGCCACGCGGCGGAGCCCAGCUCCAGCCGGCGCCCCCACAGCUUGGCAAGGCGAGGCGGGUCCCCGGCGGGCAGGGCGCACGGCACCAGAGAUCCCACCACUGCCGGACAUAGCCUCGGCGUGCUCCCAGUACCGCUGACAUCCCUCCCGCCAGCCGCACCCAUGCUUCUGGCGCGGAUGAACCCGCAGGUGCAGCCGGAGAACAGCGGGACGGACCAGGAGUCCGAGCAGCCCCUGCAGGCGCGCAAAACUGCGGAGCUGUUGGUGGUGAAAGAGCGCAACGGCGUCCAGUGCCUCCUGGCGUCCGGCGACAGCGAACAGCCACCCCGGGAGACCUGGGGCAAGAAGAUAGACUUCUUGCUGUCGGUGGUGGGCUUCGCGGUGGACCUGGCCAACGUGUGGCGCUUCCCCUACCUCUGCUACAAGAAUGGCGGUGGUGCCUUCCUGAUCCCGUACACACUGUUCCUCAUUAUCGCUGGGAUGCCUCUCUUUUACAUGGAGCUGGCUCUGGGCCAGUACAACCGGGAAGGGGCGGCCACAGUUUGGAAGAUCUGCCCACUCUUCAAAGGAGUUGGCUACGCUGUCAUCCUCAUCGCUCUGUACGUCGGCUUCUACUACAACGUCAUCAUCGCCUGGUCACUCUACUACCUCUUCUCCUCUUUCACCUUCAACCUGCCCUGGACCGACUGUGGCCAUGCCUGGAACAGCCCCAACUGCACUGACCCCAAGCUCCUCAACGCCUCCGUGCUGGGCAACCACACCAAGUACUCCAAGUACAAGUUCACGCCGGCAGCAGAGUUUUAUGAGCGUGGCGUCCUGCAUCUUCAUGAGAGCAGUGGCAUCCACGACAUCGGCCUGCCCCAGUGGCAGCUCUUGGUCUGUCUGAUAAUCGUCGUCAUCGUCCUGUUUUUCAGCCUCUGGAAAGGCGUGAAGACAUCAGGAAAGGUCGUGUGGAUCACAGCCACGCUGCCUUACUUCGUGCUGUUCGUGCUCCUGGUCCACGGCAUCACACUGCCUGGCGCGUCCAACGGCAUCAACGCCUACCUGCACAUUGACUUCUACCGCCUGAAAGAGGCCACGGUAUGGAUUGACGCUGCAACUCAGAUAUUUUUCUCCUUGGGGGCUGGAUUUGGAGUCUUGAUCGCAUUUGCCAGUUACAACAAGUUUCACAACAACUGCUACAGGGACGCCCUGCUGGCCAGCACCAUCAACUGCGUCACCAGCUUUGUCUCCGGGUUUGCUAUCUUCUCCAUCCUUGGUUACAUGGCCCAUGAACACAAGGUCAACAUUGAGGACGUGGCCACUGAAGGCGCCGGCCUCGUCUUCAUCCUGUACCCGGAAGCCAUUUCCACCCUGUCGGGAUCCACGUUCUGGGCUGUCGUGUUCUUCAUCAUGCUUCUGGCUCUGGGAAUCGACAGCUCAAUGGGAGGCAUGGAGGCGGUCAUCACGGGCCUGGCCGAUGACUUCCAGGUCCUGAAGCGCCACCGGAAACUCUUCACAUUUGGCGUCUCCUUUGGAACCUUCCUUCUGGCCCUGUUUUGUAUCACCAAGGGUGGAAUUUACGUCCUGACCCUGCUGGACACGUUUGCAGCGGGGACCUCCAUUCUAUUUGCUGUGCUCAUGGAAGCCAUCGGUGUCUCCUGGUUUUACGGUGUGGACAGGUUCAGCAACGACAUCCAGCAGAUGAUGGGGUUCAAGCCGGGCCUGUACUGGAGACUGUGCUGGAAGUUUGUCAGCCCAGCCUUCCUCCUGUUUGUGGUGGUGGUAAGCAUCAUCAACUUCAAGCCGCUCACCUACGACGACUACGUCUUCCCGCUCUGGGCCAACUGGGUGGGGUGGGGCAUCGCGCUCUCCUCCAUGAGCCUGGUACCUGCCUACAUCAUCUACAAGUUCCUCAGCACGCGGGGCUCCGUGUGGGAGAGACUGGCCUAUGGCAUCACACCCGAGAACGAGCAUCAUCUGGUGGCCCAGAGGGACGUCAGGCAGUUCCAGUUGCAACACUGGCUGGCCAUCUGAACCUGGCCCCGACGGGGAGCCCCACCGCGCCACUGGCCAGGCACAGCAUCUGCUUCACCGCCGCCGGACGCUGUCUCGGGAUUCCUCUCCUGGCAGAUGCUCUUCUCCACCCUCUUCCUCUCGUCCCAGUUACAAAUGAUUUCAGGAUCUGAUUUUCCUUUACCUUCUGUUCAUCGGGCCUGGGAGCUGUGAGCUUGGACUGGGAAGCCCCGAGGGAAAAGAGGCGAGGAGGGAACAGGAAAAUUGACUUCUGUUGAACCUCUUUUGUUUUGGGGAUGUUUCACCUACGUUGAGAACUGGCCCAAGCUGAGUCCAUGGCUCGGGCAGAAUUCCCCACCAUGUCUGUCUUUUGGGCCACAGAAGGAAUCCUCAGUCCACCCCGCUGGAGGGAGGGUGCUGCUCUUGGUCAGACACCUGAAACCAAAUGCUAAGAAAAAGUCCAGCUGAGUUUUUGUUUGUUUGUUUUCGUGGGGGGUACAUGGAUCUUGCCCCUCCUGCCCUCUCUCCCCAGUUGCCCUCUGGUGUCUGAACCGUGGUCGGGGAGGUUGGCUUCACCUGUCCCUGUCGUGAAGUCCGUGGAGCAAUGUUUUGGGGGGUCACGAGCAGAAACCGUCUUAGUUAUUUUUCACUUUCACUAACCUGAGUCUGAUUUGUGUGUUCUGGAACAUUCUUUCGGCUUCUGGUGGUCAGAUGGUCCAGAGCCAUGGGUGUCCCGGGGACAAAUGUAGAGGAGCCCCAGUGAGCAGGUUUCACAGAAGUGCCAGACAAGCUCACAGAGGCCACAUGUCAUGUGGCUGUCGCUCUGUCAGGCUCGUGGAGCCCAGAAACCUCUCUCUGGACUUCCAGGGAACCCAGCGAGGUCAGAUGUGUUUCUGCUGUCCUCAUGAGACCAGCUGGGUCCCCAAGGGCAGCCUGACAGCCUGUCUAUUGAUGUAUUGUUCAUGGAUACCCGCAAAGUCUUUCCCUGGGAAUCCCACCCAGCACGAACCAGGGGUUCUGAGUGCUGGAGAGUCGGCCCUGAAAGCUCCCUUUGUCUUUCAUCAUGGACUAGACUCAGCACCUUCCAGGGCAGGGUGGAACCAAGCAACCUGGUCACUGAGGUUGAGGGGACAAUAUUCUGAGCUGAUAGAACAGGUUAGUGGUGGUUGCAGAGAAUUUCUCACUUGACUUCUGAUACAGACUCCCAAGUGGUGCCCUCUGGUGGUGGUGGUGGUUAGUUUCAGCUUCUUCGGAGAGUUGGUGGCAUCUAUGUAGGGUUUCUGUUUAUGGUGUGAGUCUCUUAUGACCUCGUUGUAAACCUAGACUUUGUAGGUUCUUAUUGGAAUGUGGGAGCCCCUGUUGCAGAAUCCUGGGGGGAAAAAGAGGCCUCUUCACUUCCAUUGGGAGUGUAGGGAGACAUACAACCAGAAGGUGCUUUGCAUAAAACUAGGGUGUCACUGAGCCUGAUUGAUCCAUCAAUUGAUCAUGCCAUCUGUGGAAGAAGGUUAUGUGAGGGCCAGCUCGGGGCAGGAAGAUGAUUUUCUGCUGAGUCAGGGCCCUUGGGUCAUUCUUUGGAGAAAAGAGGGAAAUCAGGAGACUUUUUUGAUCUUUCCAUAUAAAAAGACCAGCUCAAAGUCUGAGGCAACCCGAGUCAGGUGGGGCCUGGGGGCAUCCCAGGGAGUGGAACAGUGAGGUGGGGUCUGGGAGAUGAGAACAGGGUGACCUGUCACUGAUGGAAUCUGGCCCUGUAAGUGACUUCAAAUCCUCCCAGGAAGGGUAA